AUGUCCCAUUGGGACGGCGCCGCCGGAUCUGGAAUCGGUCGCGGAAUGGAAGAACGCAGAAGGGAAGGAGCCUGUGGGAAGCGUGGAACGAACCCGGAGGCGUGGGCACAAAUAAACAAGCAAGACGCUCAAAAGCCUGCGCGUUUCCGUCCCAUGGCCCUCGCUUCCGCCGGCUAUCCUCAGCUCAGACCAGUCAAGAGACAGCGCCGCACCGCCACUUCCGUCCUCGCCGGCGACUUUGACCCGCUCCCGCAGCGCGACGUGCUGACCAGCCUACUCAACGGGGUCGGGAUAUAUCAGGAGGUGGAGAUGACACAGGAGACGCGGCGCGCGAGGAAGAAGGAGAAGCGGGAGAGGGACAAGGAGAAGCGGCGCGGUCAGAGGGAGAAGGAGAAGCAGGCGAGGGCAGCCUCGGGAUCGUCGUCGGUAGAGCCGUCCGCGAAGGCGCGCGGCAAGCAGCCCCAGCACCCGCACCAGCCGACCGCCGCGCCCUCCACGUCCGCCUUCUGGCGCGCGCGCCCCGCCAUCCACAUCGCGACCAACCAGCGCACCAUGUCCGUCACCCCGCCACCGAUGCCGCAUUCGCCCGGCUCGACCCCCGAGCCCGACGACACGGACACCAUCACCUCCCGCACGUCGUCCAAGCGGCCGCGCACCCCGGACGACGACGAGAGCAUCGGCCGCGCCGCCUCGCCCCCGCCGCCCGAGCCCAAGCCGCCGAAGCAGAAGAAGAAGCGCGUCGCGGCGCGCAAGGGCUGGAAGGGCUGGGUCGAGGGCUCGCCCCCGCCGUCCGAGAAGCUCAUCAACCUCGACCAGGUCGUCGUCCUCAACGAGCGGCGGACGCGGAGCGGGAGGAUGUUUGACGGCGUCGCGCCAGGCCCCCAGAACUGGGUGAAGUCUCUAAUUUAAUUCAGCGGUAGGACCGCCCAGAGCGCGCCACUGAACGAUUCCUCGCCUCCGACAGAGGCUCGAUGCGGACUCCGACUGAAACGACCCCCCCCCCCUUCCUCGCCAUCACCGCCUCGAUAUACCUCAAGCCCCGAAUAACCCGAAACAUUACGUUGUACCGAUUCAUCUACCCUGCCCAUCUCUUCUGUGUCUCGCGCUACACUACCACAACAAACUCCCUAUCGUCGUAUCUUGCCCCGUGAAACCGCGCUGUUAAGCUAUGUAUUCCCCUUUUCUU
Molecule: messenger RNA, 1186 nt
Organism: Punctularia strigosozonata HHB-11173 SS5
Lineage: Eukaryota; Fungi; Basidiomycota; Agaricomycetes; Corticiales; Punctulariaceae
Exons: 3
Coding region: 1-909 (302 amino acids)
Source: RefSeq, a predicted model, not a curated record